Molecule: messenger RNA, 2130 nt
Organism: Plasmodium gallinaceum
Lineage: Eukaryota; Apicomplexa; Aconoidasida; Haemosporida; Plasmodiidae
Product: conserved Plasmodium protein, unknown function
Exons: 1
Coding region: 1-2130 (709 amino acids)
Source: RefSeq, a predicted model, not a curated record
AUGAAAAUGCUAAAGUUAAAUUAUUAUCAUAGUGAAAUAUACGAAAAAUAUAAAAUUAACAAUAUUUUAUCUUUAUUAGUUGAUAAACAUAAACUUCAAAAUGAAAGUGUUGAUCUUGAUGAGCUAAGUAAUAAAAAAAAUAAUUAUAGUAUAAUGGCAAUUUUAGGAAGCCAAAUAAAAAAUAUAAACGAUGAUAUAUAUAAAAAUAUUGAUACAAAUGAUAUUAUUUUAGCCUUGUCUGAACUCAAAAAAAUUGAUGAGCAAAUAGUAAUCAACGAAAAUCAAAAUAAAAACUAUAUAUUAGAAAUAGCAAAACAAAUAUAUUAUGAGUAUUCUAAAAGGGGUAUAAUUGAAAAUGAUAAUUCAUUUAAUUUUAAUGAUAAAAAGUGCUUUAUGAGAAUAAACUUAGAAUUAAUGAAUGAAAUUAAUAGAGGAAUUAGUAGUUAUGAAAAUAAAAUCUAUAAAUUGCGUGCCUUUUUUGAAGAAGACAAACAAAAAAGAGAUUUCAAUACAAAUAGAAGGAGCAAUGAGGACUAUGAUAAUUUAGAUUUAGUUUUGAAUGAAAAAGAUAUUUAUUAUGAUUUAAAAAAAAAAAAUAGUUACAUUGAUAAAAAUAGGAAUAUUUUAAAUGAAAAUAUAUAUAAUAAUAACAAUAAUCAUGAAUUUAUUGAUAGAAAUGAGUAUGAUAAUAUUGAUGAUGUAAAUAUAAAUACUUUAAAAGAUGUAAGUGAUGAUAAUCAAAUGAAUAAUGGUUAUGAAAAUUACAUUAAUUUAAAAAAAGAAAAGAGAAAUAGUCAUAAGGAAGAUAAUUUUUAUGAAAACUAUAGAAAUCUUAACAAAGACCAUCCUUUAAAUAGUAAAAGUAAUAUAGAUUAUAAUAAUAAAGAAGAAACAAAUAGCACAUAUUGUAACAGCAUUGAAAAUUUAAACGAUGAUCUAAAUUUAUAUAAUAAUAGAAAAAGUAAUUAUGGAAAUUUAUAUGAUUUUCAUUUAGGAGAGAAAAAUUUAUUUAAUGAUCAAGUAAAAAUGGAUUAUUUAAAGAGAAAAACUCACUAUGAAAAAAUAGAAGAGGAAAAAAGUGAAAGUAAUCGUCGAAGCACUAUAAACGGUAAUACUCAUAAUUUAACUAAUAGAAUUAGUGAAAAUAUUCCUAGGAAGAGUUUUUAUGAAGAAGAUAAUAGUAAAUAUAAUUCCAAUUUUUCUUAUUACAAUAAUAUUAAUGAUAAAUAUGGUAAAAAUAAAACAUUUUUAAAUAAGGAAGUAAUGUCUGACCAAAACAGUAAUGAUUUAAAAGUGAUUAUAAAUAACAGUAAUGCAUGUAACUCAAAAUUUAAUGUCAAUUCAAAGAAAAAUACUGAAACAUUAUUCAAUAAAAAUUCUAAAAAUACAGUUAGUAAUGUUCUAGAAAAUAUAGAUAAGGCAGAACAAGAUAUUGUUAAUAAUCAUUUAAAAAACUCUCUUUCACAUAAUGAAUACGUAGCAAGAAGAAUGAGUUCAAUACUUCUAAAUCCAAAUAUCCCUCAAAAAGAAACUUUUAAUAGAAAUUCGUAUGAAAAUGAUAAUAUAGGCAAAUUUGUUAAUAGAAGCAGAAAAAAUUAUAAUAACGAUGUUUCAUUAAAUAAGUACAGUUCAGUUGAUCAUAAAAAUAAUUAUACUGUAGAUACAUAUAAUAAUAGUAGUUUUAUUAUAAGUACUGUCAAAAAACCAAAUGUUGUUGAUGAUUCCUGUAAUGUAGUUAGUGAUUUUGAAAAUAAAGAUUUUAGUAUUAGAUACAAAAAUAAUUCUUCAAAAGAAAAUUAUAUGAGUAACAAAUAUAACUAUAACAUCUUAGAACAAAAUAACAAUACUAAUACACCAUUAAACAUUGAUAAUAUGAGUAAUUUUUCACGAAACAUUGCAAAAUCUGUAGAAUCUAAUUUAAAUUUAUAUACUAAUAAAUAUUCUAGAGCACUAGAUAUAAAUGAUUUAAACAGUAAUACUAGUAGAAACUAUGUAAAUAGUUCUAAUAGUUUAAAGAGUGAUCUUACAAUGAGAGAUAAUUAUGCAAAGAUGCUUGAGAGAUCUAAAUCCUUAACAUCUCACUUUUACAGGGCUCCCCUUACUCAUAAAUACUUAAAAGCAAACAUUUAA